CCCCCCACCUGCGUGGCAACGGCGCGCCUGGGUGUUGCCUGGGCUCGUGGAGACGCCGAGAAGCUCCUUGUCGCCCUAUACGGCACCUCCGCGAGAUGCAGCAACAUUUUUUUCCCCUCAGCUGGUCUCUGUCGCUGGCUUCUUCUCGAUUACAAUGGAUGCCCAUCGCAAUUCUUUUUUUCUGCUAGCGCCUUUUACGGCACUAAGCAACUUGAGUCGGUCUUUCUGUUUGGGUUUUACGAGGUGUCCACCAUUCUCGUACAAAGAAUAAUGACUUCGCAAGGUAUUCACGCUUAUCACUCAUGA
Molecule: messenger RNA, 306 nt
Organism: Trypanosoma grayi
Lineage: Eukaryota; Euglenozoa; Kinetoplastea; Trypanosomatida; Trypanosomatidae
Exons: 1
Source: RefSeq, a predicted model, not a curated record